Molecule: messenger RNA, 1454 nt
Organism: Drosophila subpulchrella
Lineage: Eukaryota; Metazoa; Arthropoda; Insecta; Diptera; Drosophilidae
Gene: Ipp
Product: inositol polyphosphate 1-phosphatase
Exons: 2
Coding region: 129-1253 (374 amino acids)
Biological process (GO): phosphatidylinositol phosphate biosynthetic process
Molecular function (GO): inositol-1,4-bisphosphate 1-phosphatase activity
Source: RefSeq, a predicted model, not a curated record
CGUUACGUUACGUGCUGACGACAGCCCAAAAAUUGCGCAUACGCCUAGUGUUUACCAAUUACCAGAGGAAAAGCCAUAAAAGUGUGGAAAUGGAACCCAAAUAGGCCACAGAAGCCACCAGGGUCAGGAUGAGUGCGGAGGAACAGGCAAAUCUGCUGCGCGUGCUGGUCAACUGUGCGGAGAAGGCGGCCAACAUCGCCAGGACAUGUCGCUCCAACGAGGAACUUCUGGGACUGCUGGUGCAGGAGAAGAGCGGAUCGGAGGCCAACGAGCGGUUCGAGCAUGACUUCAAGACCCUUGCCGACGUCCUCAUCCAGGAGACAAUCAAGCACGAGGUGGGGGCGCUCUUUCCGGCCAUGCAGGAGGCCAUCCUGGGCGAGGAAUCGCCCAACUUCACCAACAAACUGGGUGAAAGUGUCACGAUUGCAGUGGGAUCCAGUGAGGAGGACACCGCCUCCUGUCUCCAGGCAGUCCUCAGUGGGCACGAAGGCGCCGCUAGUGCCCUGGCCAAAGAGGUGCACCAAGAGGUCAACUUCAGCAGCGAAAAGCUGGGCGAGAUUCCCCAACUGCCCGAGGAACUGGACUACGCCAAUCUGGGCAUCUGGAUCGAUCCCAUUGAUGCCACUGCCGAGUACAUUUCGGGCGACACCAUGUUCACCGACUUCCCCGGCAUUACCUCCACUGGGCUGGACUGCGUCACCGUGCUGAUUGGCGUCUAUGAGCGGGACACCGGAGUGCCGGUCAUCGGAGUGGUGGCCCAGCCCUUUGGGGACAAGUUGGAGGAGAACGUGUACAGCUCCUCGAUGUUCUGGGGCGUGUGCCUGCCCACGUUACAGGCCCACAACUGCGACUUCGAGGCGCGCGACGAGAACCGUCGGUUGGGAAUCUUCUCCAGCUCCGAGCAGUCCGACAUCCUUCAGCGCUUCCUCGACCUGGGCUACGAGUUUGCAUUCUCUGCUGGUGCGGGCCACAAGGCCUUAAAGGUGAUCACCCACGAGGUGGAUGUGUAUCUGCUCAGCAAGGGAUCGACCUUCAAGUGGGACACUUGUGCUCCACAGGCCAUUCUACGAGCCAUCGGCGGAGAUGUUCUGGAUUACACAGCCAGUGUGGCGGAGCGAAAGGCCGUUCCAUUAAAGUACCUGAUGGAGGACUCUGAAACCGACCCUGAUUGGAAGCGAAACGCAGGUGGUAUAAUCUCUGUUCGCAAUGUCAAUGUUGUGGAGGAGCUGCUAGCCAAACUGUGCGAGCAAUGAAUAUUGUUGUUAUUGAUGUGUUGUAAUCUCAUUAUUGCUGUUGUAAUUGACUUGAUGUAGAAUGACUUUAAGAGUGACUCGAAUUGUAGAGAAUAGAAACUUCGGUACAAAAACUAUUCCAUGAAAAUAUAACAUUUAUAAUUGAAAUGGUUUUCGUAUAGAAAAAUAUAUGGCUUUAUUAAAAAAAUUGAUUUCCAGUGG